Molecule: messenger RNA, 693 nt
Organism: Chaetomium globosum CBS 148.51
Lineage: Eukaryota; Fungi; Ascomycota; Sordariomycetes; Sordariales; Chaetomiaceae
Exons: 2
Coding region: 1-693 (230 amino acids)
Source: RefSeq, a predicted model, not a curated record
AUGGCCCUGGAGAAGUUACCGGCUAGCAUCUGCCACAGGCACAUCACCGUGAUCACGAGGAACCAGUCAGCGCUGGCAGCAGUUGGACAGCCGCGGCAGCAAUCCGGCCAAAGCAUCAUACGGCAAAUCUACGACUUGGCCAGGCUGCACCGACAAAGAGGAAACUCAGUCAACUUUCUGUGGAUACCAGCGGAGAUUGACUUCGCGCUAGGGUCAGAUGCCAAGGCAGCAGCCCAGAGAGCGUCGAAGCAAGGACGCACACCCGACUCCCAAAUGCCCCAGGCCAAGUCUACCGCGAUGAGGCUGGCAAUGGAAAGACAACGGACGACAAGAGUUCUACCUGUAAGCGUGGGCAAGUUCUCAAAGGCCAUGGACGCAGCACUACCAGGCAAGCACACGCGCGAUCUCUAUGACAAGCUGAAGCGAAGGGAGGCCUGCGAUUGGGGCGGUCGAGUCAGACCUUUGUGCCUGUGGACAAGCGAGGGAAUCAGUGGAACACUUUCUUUUCCGAUGCGUGAGAUGGACAGCUCUGAGGGAAGACAUGCUGCAAUGCACAGUGGCAAGACGAGGAAGCCUCUCGUUCUAUCUGGGAGGGAAAGCGCCAUCAGAUACAAGGCAUUGGUCACCAGAUAUGAAGGCAGUCCGGGCGACGAUCAAAUACGCAAUGGCAACAGGAAGGCUGGAGCUGAAUGA